This is a messenger RNA of Chrysemys picta bellii (western painted turtle), 2284 nucleotides long. Lineage: Eukaryota; Metazoa; Chordata; Testudines; Emydidae. The record is from RefSeq and is a predicted model, not a curated record.
ACUUUAAUCCAAUUCACACGCAAGUCUCGACAUCAUAUCAUAUCAUAUUACAUCAUAUCAAGUCCUGUGGCGAUGGGCGAGCGACGAAGCAGCAGGUGUGGAUACACUGGGAGCUGUAGCCGCGGACCUGCACAUAGGCGGCUCAGGCAUAAUGGUCGUUCCUCACUGACCGAAGCCGCAGUGGAGCUCGGCAUCUUCUUGAGCGACUGAGCAGCCCUAUUCAGGAUUGCACUGCUCACCUCCGUAGAAUGAGGAGGGGGCUAGAAAAGGUGCCCUAAACAUUGCCUGCUUCACCUUACCCUGGCCAGCAUACCGCGGCUGGCGGGGAUCCCAUAAAAGCAGUCGAACAUAAACAAAACUUAGAGUGACACCGAUCACUAUUGGCACAUGGAAUGUGCGCACGUUACUGGACAACAUCAUGGCAGACAGACCGGAGAGAAGAACAGCACUUGUCGCUAGAGAGCUCGCACGCUACAACAUUGACAUUGCAGCCCUUAGCGAAACUCGCCUUGCUAAUGAAGGACAGCUGUCCGAGCCAGGCGGUGGCUAUACAUUCUUCUGGAGUGGCCGCAGCAGUGAUGAGCGUCGCAAAUCUGGAGUUGGCUUCGCCAUCAAGAAUCAUCUUGUUUGGAAACUUGCCAGGUCCCCCAAGGGUAUGAAUGACCGGCUCAUGACAAUGCAGCUUCCGCUUCAAAAAGGAAACAAGCCUUUGAUCAGCGCAUAUGCUCCUACAAUGACCAACCCAGAGGAUGUGAAGGAUAAAUUCUACGAAGAACUAGAUACUCUGCUAUCGUCAGUGCACUGCACAGACAAGCUGAUUCUGCUUGGCGAUUUUAACGCAAGAGUUGGAUGCGAUGCCGCAGCCUGGGAAGGAGUCAUCGGGAAAAAUGGAGUGGGAAAGUGCAACAGCAAUAGCCUGUUACUGCUGAAAACGUGUGCAGCACAUGACCUUCUGAUCAGCAAUACGGUCUUCCGCCUUCCUACCCGCAACAGGACUUCGUGGAUGUAUCCCCGUUCCAAGCACUGGCAUUUGAUCGAUUAUGUCAUCGUCAGGAGAAGGGACAGACAAGAUGUCAGGGUUACAAAAGCUAUGUGUGGCGCUGACUGUUGGAUGGAUCAUCGGCUCAUAGUAUCCAAAAUGAAGCUCCGUAUCAUGCCAAAGAGACGACCACAAGGCUGUAAGGCUCUCAAAAGGAUCAACGUGUCGAAGCUGAAGAACAGCCGCAUCACUGAAAAUCUAGCGGAAGACCUAGAGAAUGAGCUUGCUGAUCUUCGUAUUGAGGAUGACGCUGAGAAAGACUGGGAGCGAUUCCGCAACACUGUCCAUACAGCUGCAUCAAAGUUAUUGGGGCCCUCCACAUGCAGGCAGCAGGACUGGUUUGACGAAAAUGAUGCAGAAAUCCAGGCCUUACUUGCUGAGAAGCACCGCCUGCAUCGUGCAUAUCAAAACGAUCCAUCCUCAGCGGCAAAGAAGACCGCCUUUAUGAACGUUCGCAGAACAGUACAGAACCGAUUGCGCAAAAUGCGGGACUUGUGGCUGAGCGCCAAAGCAAAUGAAAUACAGGGAAACAUUCCUCCGGAAACUAGAGAUGCGUCCAUCUUGCACCUCUAUAAGAGGAAGGGCAAUCGCCAGGUAUGCAACAAUCACCAUGGAAUCUCGCUGCUUUCUACAAUGGGGAAAGUUCUUGCAUGGGUUCUGUUGAACCGAUUGAUCACUCACCUGGAGAAGGGCUUACUGACAGAAUCACAGUGUGGCUUCCGCAACGGUCGUGGGACUAUUGACAUGAUCUUCGCUAUGCGUCAGCUACAGGAAAAAUGUCAAGAGCAGAAUCUUGAACUCUACACAACUUUUGUGGACCUCAUGAAAGCAUUUGACUCUGUCAGUCGCCAGGGCCUGUGGAGGAUCAUGUCGAAAUUUGGCUGUCCAGACAGAUUUAUACGAAUGGUACGUCAAUUUCAUCACGGUAUGAUGGCUUGUGUCCUGGAUGAUGGUGAAACAUCUGAGGCCUUCCCAGUCACCAACGGCGUCAAGCAUGGUUGUGUUUUAGCACCCACUUUGUUCAGCAUGAUAUUCUCUGCCACUCUGACUGAUGCCUUUCAACACUGCACUGAAGGAGUAGGCCUGAAGUAUAGAACUGAUGGGAAAUUAUUCAAUCUGAGGCGACUGCAUGCCGUCACCAAGGUGAAGGAAACUGUACUUCGAGACUUUCUCUUUGCCGACGAUUAUGCUCUGAAUGCUAGCAUUCCAACUGUGACCAUCACCCGAGAUCCUCGGAACACAUAG